AUGGCCAAGAUGGACCCCAAGACCAUGCGGGACAUCACCUUGGUGGUGGAGAUGCAAGACAACUUUCAGAUCAUGUCGGACCAGAUCAUCGGAAGGAUCAAUGACAUGAGCAGUCGCAUUGGUGAUCUGAAGAAAAACAUCGCUGACCUCAUGACCCAGGCUCCAGUGGAAGAACUGGAAGGUGAAAACAAAAUUGCUACUGCGCAGGAGAGUUGA
Molecule: messenger RNA, 216 nt
Organism: Meriones unguiculatus (Mongolian gerbil)
Lineage: Eukaryota; Metazoa; Chordata; Mammalia; Rodentia; Muridae
Product: heat shock factor-binding protein 1-like
Exons: 1
Coding region: 1-216 (71 amino acids)
Biological process (GO): cellular heat acclimation
Cellular component (GO): nucleus; cytosol
Molecular function (GO): transcription corepressor activity
Source: RefSeq, a predicted model, not a curated record